This is a messenger RNA of Penicilliopsis zonata CBS 506.65, 2373 nucleotides long. RefSeq lists its product as hypothetical. The transcript is spliced from 2 exons. Gene Ontology annotation, biological process: rRNA processing. The coding region runs from base 1 to 2373 and encodes 790 amino acids. The record is from RefSeq and is a predicted model, not a curated record. Lineage: Eukaryota; Fungi; Ascomycota; Eurotiomycetes; Eurotiales; Aspergillaceae. Gene Ontology annotation, cellular component: nucleus.
AUGGCGGCAACAACAACCCUACGGGCUAUUACUCAUCGAUUGACUACGACGCCUGUCCAUGAGCUACCCCAGAUCACGUCGUUCCUCGCAAGCUCGAUCAGUGAUUGCGGCGAGCUGUUUUCUACACCACCAGGUCAGAAAGGACCGAAGGGAGACUCGGACAAUGCAGCUCAGAUCCAGAAGUUGAAGACUCGCUUGACGAGCCUGUCGCUCGACCGUACUGUGGAGGGACGAUGGACUGCAGUCGUGCUGGUGAAAGCAGCCGUGGAGGCUGGACAGUGGGAAUUUCUUCGAGGCUGUGAGCCUUUGGUCCGCAACUUGAUCAGUAUCCUGGGAAAACCGGAUCCCGUGUCGACGAGGAAAAUGGCGGUCAUCACUCUUACGCGCAUCUUCCACCUCACCUAUCAAUAUCCUACUCUCGUUCGAGAAAUUACGACGCCGUCUCUGCCAUCUUUCAUCACAGCGACACUGAAUCUCAUCUCGAUUAAGCCGUCUGCGGAACCGAUUCGAAAAUUGCGGUCUAACACCCCGUUCUUGGACAUUGUCUUUCCCGCAUUGAUUGAGUUGGUUGGAAGACACCCAACGAUCUUCCGCCCGUUCUCUGCCCAAAUCCACAGCCUAGUAUUGGCUGUCAUUGGCGGCGCACCAGGGUCAUUUCCUGGGCAUGUAGUGAAGCUGGCAGAGCGAUUGUUCAUCUCUCUGCACAACUGUGCUCCGAAAAAUACCUCGGGUGAUGAAUGGAAGAAUGCUAUCAAGGCGACCAUCGCCGCGACUCAUCGAGCCUCAGAUUAUGUGUUCAGAGCUGUGGUUGAACAAUGGGAAUCUGCUGACCCUGCACUGAGACAGUCUACUGCUACCCAGAACUAUGGUCAGGAGGUCGGAGACUAUGCUUCGGACGCUCUAGGUCUUUCAAGCUGGCACGGACUUCAUGCAGGUGCUGAAAGACUGACAGGUCUUCUGCAAUUACUAUCUGACUUUUUCUCAACACCCACUGCAUCCACUGUGUCUGUUCCAUUGGGCCUUGUUCUCGAUCUAACAGCUCGUCUCACUUUGGUAACUAUCCCUUCUGAGGGUGCUGAUACGGUGGGAACCCAGAGCAACCCGCAGGUCGGCCGGGAGGAACGAGAUGCGCUCUGGGCCGAGCUGCCGCGGAUUCAUACUGCCGUCAUGGGCCUUUUAAUGAGAAUAGUCGACCUGAUGCAGACUAGCAUCGUUCCGGUUGCGCAGACCAUACUAGAACAAGCCCUGUGGGUUUUCCGCUCUGGGAAAUCCAACAGAGCUAUCCGCACUGCGAUGUAUCAAUUGGUUCAAUCGCUGCUGCCUUUGAUCGGACCGACCAUGGCAAAGCAGAACGUAUCAUCUUUGACGAAUCUCUUCCGAGCCUGUUGCUCUGAUAUAUUGCCGCCAGCCGAGGAUGCGAACCCUUCAGCGGCUUCAUCGGCGGAUCCAAAAAAUAAAGCGAAAGCAACCCAGGGCACGGCCAAUGCAGACUCGUUCUUUCACGUCGACGCGAACAAAAACCGUCAAAGCAAGCUUACCUCGUCUUUCCCGGAGCUGCAGCUUGCAGCAACGCAACUUUUGCCUGUCAUCCUUUCCUUUGUGCCCACUGAAUAUCUUGCACCUUCACUGCGUGCUGAGAUCGACCGGACGAUCAUACUGGUUUCAGACAAGCCAGCUAUGCUUGCUAGCGUGUUGAACCCUGUGCCAGCCAUCAAGGGACGUGGGCCAGGCCCGAGCAUCAUUCCCUUCCUGGCGAGAGCACACUCAGCUGAAAUGGACGUGGAGAGUCUGAUCAGACCCAGAAUGCCUGUUCUGAUGUCUACCCCCGAUUUGAACGGGCAGGUGACGAUCGUUGAAGAGGAGGCAGAAGAUGAGGAUGGAGGAGAGAUGGACUACGCUGGCGUGUCUGCCACUUCGGGAACGACACCCACAUUUAUUACGACGACCCUCAAAAGCCAAUUGUCCAAUAUGCCAAGCGUCGCAGAGCAAAAUUCACAAUCUCUUGCCAAGCGAAGUCUUCCUCAAGACACUUCUGUCCAGAGCUCUGCACUACCCCAGACGACACACGUUGAGAGGAAUGAGAAUGUCCAAACAAAGAAAGCUCGCCAUGAAACGGAAGCCCCGACUUUCGCCGCCCAAACAGUUGUCGAAAACACGCCCUCGACAUCUACAACGAGUGUGGGGACUUCUCGUGCGAACCAGCAGCCAGUGGCAACCUCGGCUGUGACUACAAACAUUACAACCAAGCCAGCCGUGUCAAUGACCGCGGCAGCAGUUCCCAACGCUGAAGAUGACAGUGACGAUGAACUGCCUACGCUGAACAUUGACUCUGACACGGAUGACGAAGACGAAGAUGUCAAUAUGGAAGGGUAA